CUAAAAGCUUUCCAGACUAUACACUCAGACAAAAAAACAUGGUUUUGCCAGCUAACUUAUGUCCCCGAUGUGGAGAGCCUUCUUUGGUCUCCGACAUCACCACAAACUCGGGGAAUUUGACAUGUAGUAGUUGUGGAACAGUGGUUCACGAAAACCCUAUAGUCAGUGAAGUUUCCUUUGGAGAGAAUGCUUCGGGUGGUGCUGUCGUACAAGGUACAAUGGUGGGACUGGACCAAGCCCGUGUUCCCAUCUCCGGGCGCCAGAACGCAAUGGAAUCCCGGGAUCAGACAAUGUUGACAGGUAGGCGUAAUAUCAAGGAUUUGGCGGCUUCUUUAAAUAUACCAGAUUAUAUUUCCGAUGCUGCUCAUGGAUGGUUCAAGCUAGCAUUGAACACCAACUUCGUACAAGGACGGCGGUCGCAGAACGUGACGGCGGCGUGCUUGUACAUUGCAUGCAGAAAGGAGAAGACGUCACAUUUGUUGAUUGAUUUCAGUUCACGGCUCCAGAUCUCUGUGUUUUCCUUGGGUGCCACCUUUUUGAAGAUGGUGAGAACGUUGAACAUUACCAAGUUGCCGUUGGUGGAUCCUUCGUUGUUUAUUUCACAUUUUGCUGAAAGGUUGAAUCUCGAUCGGGAAAAGCCUAAUAGCACCAACCAGGUGAUACUGGAUGCCAUUAAGAUCUCGUUUCGAAUGGCCAAAGACUCCAUUGUUGAGGGAAGAAGACCGGCUGGUGUGGCUGGUGCGUGUGUAAUGAUGGCUUUGAGAAUGAACGGGUUUCAGAAGGAUCCUUCCGAGAUUGUGGCCAUUGCGCAUGUUUCAAGUGACACUCUUCAGGCAAGAAUGGACGAAUUUAAGAGAACUUCUUCCGGGAAGUUGCGGAUCCGGGAGUUCAGAGAUAAGAGUGAGCAGGCCGAAGCAGCAAUGCCUCCUUCAUAUACGAGGAAUAGAGAACGACUGAAGAAGGAUAUCGCUGCUGCUGAGGGCUCUCUUGUAGAAGUCAGCGAGACGGAUAGUCGGUCAGCUACAACUCAUCUAGAAACUCUGGCAGACACCCAGCCGCAGGAAACAGAUUCACAAUAUGUCCCACAAAACACAGACUCGACGGUCACAAACUCUCAGGUAACCUCCCUAAACACAGACUCACAGGACGAAGAUUACAUGGAGUCAAGGGGUGAGGAAACCAUUUCGGAAAUCAAGGUUGCCAAGGACGCUCCAUCGUUUGUUCAUGAAAUGGCCCUGUUGGGAUUCAACCCCGAAUUGCUCCAGCAUGACUUUGAACGUUACAAAGACAUCAUAGAAAAAGGAUAUUCGCUUGACUAUCCCGAGCCUGAGCCUACAUCUGAUUCGGAGACCGCUGAUAAAGAAGAAGAGUUCGACCCCAAUAAGCCGCAAGGACUCGUCAAGUACUGUAAGCCUUCACUGUACUACUUGGACUUGGUUUCCUCCAGUGCAGAUUUAGACGAUGUUGAGCUUACUGAGGCAGAGGAAAACUGGUACCUUAAUUCGGAUGAAAUGGCUAAGGCCAAGGAACAGUUGUGGUUAAGUAUGAACAAGGACUACUUGCUUGAGCAGGAGAGAAAGAGAUUGAAGGCUGAAACCGAUGAGUUGACUGGAAACACAUCUGGUAAGAAGAAGCGUAGAAAGACGAAGGCUGACCGCGAAAAGGGAAUCAUUGAUGAAACUCUCGAGGCCCUUACGGGUGAACCAAGAACUCCUGCUGACAGUGUUAAGCAAAUGAUGCAAAGAAAGACAUUUUCCAAGAAAAUCAACUAUGAUGCCUUGGACAACUCCGGGUUGUUUUUAUAGAUAAUUAUGUAUAAUGAAUGAAAUUUAGAAAUUCAGAGGUUUGUAAACUUAGGUCCUUCAGCAAUAAUUAUAUGUCUAAGACCUUCAAAGAUAGAAGACCCCGAAGAUUCUUUAUUUGCAACAAUUGAAGAGACACAGAAAACUUCCAAAGGAACAGGAACAAAUCCUAACAAGUGUUUUGCUUGAUUAGUGCAUACCGUAUGUUAGUGACUACAAUUAUGAAAUCUAUUGGCAGUGGCUAUCCCAUAAUGGCUCCUGCGGUGGACACAUCCACACCACAAACAUCUUUUUGUAACAGUUAUUUC
Messenger RNA from Yamadazyma tenuis ATCC 10573, 2110 nucleotides. NCBI's taxonomy places the organism in Eukaryota, Fungi, Ascomycota, Pichiomycetes, Serinales, Debaryomycetaceae. The record is from RefSeq and is a predicted model, not a curated record.